Penicillium pulvis is the source of this 2517-nucleotide messenger RNA. Its product is annotated as AP-3 complex subunit beta. NCBI's taxonomy places the organism in Eukaryota, Fungi, Ascomycota, Eurotiomycetes, Eurotiales, Aspergillaceae. The record is from RefSeq and is a predicted model, not a curated record. Gene Ontology annotation, biological process: intracellular protein transport; vesicle-mediated transport. The transcript has 3 exons. Gene Ontology annotation, cellular component: AP-3 adaptor complex; membrane coat. The coding region runs from base 1 to 2517 and encodes 838 amino acids.
AUGGAGACCAUUUCCAGGAUAUCCUCAAUGCUGGAAACAGCUCGAGAGCUCACCCUGGAAGCUGCCCAGUCCGCUGCGAGCAACAGGAUCUUGAAUUCGGAAUCAUCUUCACGUUCAUACAGCGUUCCUCACAUCAAAAAGCUUCUGGAUAGUCGUCAUGAGCGGGAAGUCCUGGAUGGAAUGCGGAAGGUUAUCUCGUUGAUGUACCGUUCUGAAUCCUCCCACCCAUUCUUUUCUGCCGUGGUCAAGAACGCAGCCAGUGGCAAUCUCGAGGUCAAGAAGCUGGUCUACAUCUACCUUGUCCACCAUGCGGAGGCGGAACCGGAUUUGGCCUUGCUGUCCAUCAACGCCAUUCAGAAGUCCCUGACCGAUUCGAAUCCUCAGGUCCGAACCAUGGCCCUCCGAACUAUGUCUGGUAUUCGCGUGCCGGUGAUCAGCCAGAUCGUGUCCCUGGCUAUCAAGCGCGGGUGCGGUGAUAUGAGCCCACAUGUCAGGAAAGCAGCUGCGUUGGCUAUACCCAAAUGCUAUCGUUUAGACCCGAACACUUUACCUCAAUUGAUCGGAUACAUUGAGACUUUGCUCGGAGAUUCGCAAUACUUUGUUGUUGGCCCGGCCGUGGCCGCAUUCUUGGAAAUCUGCCCGGAGCAGAUUGAUCUGGUUCAUAAGCACUACCGCAGUCUGGUCAAGAAGCUGGUGGAUAUGGAUGAGUGGGGCCAAAUUUCAACAUUGCGUCUUUUGACAUUUUACGCGCGCCAGUGCUUUCCGCAUCGAACCCAGAAGGUCAAACGGGCUGUGACCAAGGCCUUUUACGAUGACGAAGAGCAAGCACAGCAUAAUGGUGAAGACGAAGACGAGGAGUACGAAGUACCAGUGGUAGACCCUGAUCUUGAACUGCUACUUCGGGCGUGCAAGUUGUUGUUACAAAACAGAAACUCGGCCGUUGUUGUCAGCGUUGUCCGUUGCUUCCUUUAUCUAGCACCACCUGAAUAUCUUGCUUCGGCUGUUGGGCCAUUGGUGGCUCUUCUUCGAAGUCCGCAGGAUAUGCAGUUGAUUGCCCUUUACAAUAUUGUCGCUGUUGCUAUGAGAGAGCCUAAGCCGUUCACACGUUACAUCGCCCAUUUCCUGGUUCACGCCAAUGACCCACCACACAUUUGGCGCCUCAAGCUGGAAGUUCUGACAAUCGUAUUCCCCCAUUGCGGGACACAUUGGAAGGGCGUCAUAAUCAGUGAACUGGAACAUUUCUCCAAGGACACCAACCCUGAACUAGUUCGAGAAAGUGUGCGGGCGAUUGGACGCUGUGCACAUGCCGAUUCUACCACCACAGAUAUGUGUUUGCGCAUCUUGCUUGGCCAAGUCUCUAGUCUCGACGGAAACUUGGUGUCAGAGUCGUUGACGGUUAUACGACAUCUGAUUCAGCAAGACCCAACCUCGCAUAAGCAAACUGUCAUUCAACUCGUUACUUACCUUGGCACGACUACUAAUGCUGAUGCAAGAGCCACGAUUAUUUGGCUUGUGGGUGAAUUUGCAAGCAUAGACCCCGAUAACAAUAUUGCACCAGAUGUUCUUCGUAUUCUGAUCAAAGGAUUCACCGAUGAACUCGAGGUCGUCAAACAACAAAUCGUUCUUCUUGGUGCCAAGGUGUACCUCCAGCACCUCUUGAAGAAGCAUCCACAGGAAUCAGCUGAGGCCGUGGCUCUGCAGCCAUCCGAGCAGCCCGCCAAAAUUGAACAGCAAAUCCGCAAUGAGUGGACAGAGGAUCAGAGUGAGGACCAGACGGAAUCAAAUCAAAUUCCCGAAGAUGAGGCAGCGGUAGCAGAAGCAAUCGGCACCGAAGAAAAAGAAGAUCGUAUGACAUUGCUCUGGCGCUACGUCCUACUUCUUGCGCGUUACGAUACCUCAUACGACCUUCGCGAUCGGGCUCGUCUCUACAAGUCGCUUCUUGCUUCUCCGUCCUCAACUCAUUUGGCCAACCUGCUUCUCCUAGCACCGAAGCCCGUUCCGCAUGCCCCAAGUCCCUCAGAAACACGCAAGGAUCUCCUUGUUGGCACCGCAACCCUUGUUGUCGGCCCAGAGGCCGGUUAUCAUGGACUUCGCGGUUACACUAAGUUACCAGACUGGGUGCAAUUAGGACAGGAGCCUGAUCCGAGUCUUCGCAUCGAAGAUAUCAAAUCAGAAACCACUUCAGUCCCAAGCUCACUGACUGCUGGUCAAAAAUUGGAUAAAGCACUUCGCGAGCACCAAGCGACUGUGCCACCACCCCGGCGGCCGAAUGGCUCGGCUGCAUCGGGAGGAGCAAGUGGCAAGAAGACUUUGGAUCAGUGGCUUGGGGAGGAGGAAGAAGAGACCGAGUCUGAAACUGAGACCGAGGAAGAAACGGAUUCGGAGGAGGAGACUGGCUCUGAAGAAGAUGACUCCGAGGAAGAAUCUGAAGAGGAAGACAGUGAUGAAGACGAGACUGAUUCUGAAACUGAGGCUGUUCAUAAAGAAGCUCAGCAAUUACUCGGGGCCAGGCAAUAA